Messenger RNA from Closterium sp. Yama58-4, 3234 nucleotides. Lineage: Eukaryota; Viridiplantae; Streptophyta; Zygnematophyceae; Desmidiales; Closteriaceae. The record is from the annotation of a GenBank genome assembly.
AUGGGUAAGGCAAAGGUAGACGACGAAGGCCAGCCGUGUGCGGGAAAAGUCACCGCGGAUCAUCGCGUGCUCACCUCUGUCUCGCGCGCGUCUGCUCCCAGCUCCCGCCCCACGCGCCACGCCGCCGGCAGCACCGGCGAUAGAGACGCCAUGGGAGGCGGCACAGCCGUGCAGUCCGCCAGCGGGCCGAGCGGGGUGAGCGGCGGUAGGGGGGUUAGAGGGACGGGCAAAGGGGUGGUGGCGGAUGAUGGCGGCGAGUCGGGGAACCUGCGGGAAGGCGGGGGCGCGGCUGGAGUGGCGGGAUCGGCGCCGAUAUCGCGGCGUCGGAUGCGGCUGAGGCAAGGCGAGGCGGUGCGACGGCGAGGCAGCGACACGUGGGGAUGGGUGCUGAGCGGACUGGCGGCCUGGUGCCCGGGUCGCUCUCGCCUGGCAGCACGCCGAGGCGCCUUGGGCCGCAGCAGCGCUGGUGCUGGCAGCAGCAGGCUGCAGGGCAGUGGGCGACAGGCGAAGAGCGCGCAAGGGCUACCGCUGUCGCUGAGGCUGUUCCUGGCGACGGCCGUGGCGCUGGCCGUGGUGGCGGGCAGCGCGCGCCUCAUGCACGGCGACGACGGCCCCCACGCGCGCCCCCUCCUCCACCUCCUGCCCGAUGUGCGCGCACACGCGGCCUCCGCCACGCCCCUGCCCGCGGGAGCCGGGGGCGGCCGCAACGACUCCCAUGCGGGCGGUGGGAGUGUGGCGGGAGCGGGGACAGGGGUGGAGGGGGAAGGGGCGGGUGGUGGGUAUGGGGCGCAAGUGGGAGAGAGCAGCAAUGGGCCAGACGGGGAAGGGCGUUGGGAUGUGGGUGCAGCGGGCGGUGGUGGGGAUGGCGAGGCGAGCAUGGGUGGAGACGCGGGGUGGGAGGAGGACGAUGAGGACGUUGGCGACGAGGGCGAGGGGGCGCGCAGGGAAGGUGACGGUGGUGGCAGGGGCGAGCGCGACGUGGCAGACGGGCUAUGGAGGGAGGGCGAGGGGGAGGGGGAGGGCGCGAGUGAGGGGGAGGCAGCAGCGGUGCAGGGGUUGGGUGGGUGGGCGGGUCCGUUUGACAGCGUUGAGGACGAGGCCGUGGUGGCACAUGGCUUGACUGCCUUCGGCAUGCGCACACUGCCACCUGCGUCGCCAUGGUCAGCUGCGGCAGUGCGGCAGUGCCGGCAGGGGGAUGAGUUCAGGGCAGCGGUGGAGGGGCGGUCGGUGCUGGUGGUGCUGCACGAGGCGUCGCUCACGGGCGCACCUCUGGCCGCCAUGGAGCUCGCUCAGGAGCUCGCGCUCUGCACCCGCCCUGCCCCCGCCCCUCCCCCGCGCCUUCUCCCUCGCAAUACGCGCACGCUUGUGUCACAGCAGCGGCGCUUGCUGGCUAGUGAGGGUGAGGGGGGCAGGGAGCGGGCGGCAUGGGAGGGGUGCAACGGCACUUGCUGGGAUGCACGCUUGAACUUGCGACGGCUGCUAGGGCGGGUUGUGGACGAGGGGGGGCAGCGGACAGGAGGGAGCGGUAGGACGCGCGCGCGAGGGGGAAAAGCACACAAGGGACAGCGCGCACAGCAGAGGCAGCAGCGCUUGGAGCAGCAGAAGUUGCGGCGGCGGCAGCGACGGCAGCAGGUGCAGCAGCGGCAGGUGGCGGCAGCGGAGCAGGCGGGCACGGUGGUGGGCGGGGCGGGCGUGCACGUGCUGCUGCUGAACCGCAAGGGCGGGCUGCUGCCCGAGCUGCAGAGGCGCGGGCUGAGCGUGCUGAAGAGCAAGGGCAGUGAGAGCUGGCGCGCCGCCAUGGCCGCCCACGUCGUCAUCGCUAGCUCCGCCACCGCUGCUUCAUGGAUCGGCGCAUACCUGGCAACUUGCAGCAUUGGCAGCAGUGGCAAGAGCAGCAGUGGGGAUGGCAGUGGGGGCGAGGGCACAGCAGCAGGCACGGACGGCAGCACUGCCACGGACGCAUCUCUGCCUGUGGCGGGCCACACAGGCGGGGUGAACGCGUGUGGGCAGCGCCUGGUGUGGUGGCUCAUGGAGAACCGGCGCGAGUACUUUGACCAGGCCAAGCCCCUGCUGCCACGUGUCAGCACCCUUAUCUUCAUCUCCCAUUCACAGGCAGCCACGUGGCGUGCAUGGGCGGCAGCAGAGGGUCUGCAGCUGGGUGGCAAGCAGCACGUGAUUCCGCUGUCCAUCAAUGCGGAGCUCGCUGUCCUUGCAGGCCUUGCCCCUCUCCACCCUCCUCCUCCCCUCACAACGUCAGCAGCGGCUGCAGCAGCAGGGCAGGGCAUGGGAGAGGGUAGAGGUGAAGGGGAGGGGAGCGGGGCAGCGGAUCUGGCAGCGGCGUCAGCAGCAGCGCGGGCGGCGAUGCGGCGGCGGGUGCGGGCGCGCAUAGGGGCGCGGCGCGGCGACAUGGUGGUGCUGUGCCUCAGCUCCGUGAACCCGGGCAAGGGGCAGCUGGGGCUGCUGCAGGCCGCGCUGCAGGUGUGGGCGUCCAGGGGCGAGCUGGGCAUGGCGAAGGGCGCGCUCGCAGCACAGGCCAGGGCGGGCGAGGUGGGGUCGCAGGAGGAUGGGCAGGGCGGGGAGGGCAGUGGGCGUGGAGAGGUGGUGAAGGGGGCGGAUGUACAGCGACGCCGUGCACUGGCGCUCCCACUCGCCGUCCCUCCGCCACAGCAGCGGUGGCGUGCGCGGCGGCUGAUAGUGGUGGUGGGGGCGAUGAACGGCAAGAGCAACAAGGGCGAGUACAUCGUGCGCAUGGCGGAGGCCGUGCGCGAGCGCAUGGGCGAUGCGCACGUGGCUGCACAGGUGAAGGCGGGCGGCAUCGUGUGGGUGAAUGCCACACUCAAGGUGGCGCCACUCUAUGCUGCCGCUGAUGCCUACGUCAUGAACGCACAGGGCAUUGGGGAGACGUUUGGGCGUGUCACUGUGGAAGCCAUGGCCUUCCAACUGCCGGUCCUUGGCACGGCAGUGGGGGGCACAGCAGAGAUAGUGAGGCACAACGUCACAGGCCUGCUGCACCCCGUGCGCUUCAAGGGAGUGCCGCUCCUAGCACGCCACCUUGCCCUGCUCUUGCGCCGCCCGGCCCUGCGUCGCCAGAUGGGUAUGAGGGGGCGGGAGGAGGUGCGGCAGCGCUUCCUCUCACACCUCAUGUUUGCCCACAUGGGCAAGGUCAUUGGGGAUGCCUUGCGAGCAGCCGAUGCAAGUCAGCACGUUGGAAAGACACAGUCAGGGACACUGUGA